AUGACGAUGAAGGAUGUGAAGAAGGAUAAGUUUCUAUCGAUACGGCUAGUAAGGUUUCUCAUGAAGGUUACCGGUUUCUGGCCCGCCGAGUCAAAAACCGAGAAACGAUUAAUGAAUGGAGUUUUGAGUUAUACAAUAUGUAUAUGUAGUACAGCUUUGUGGUUAGAAGCAACUGAAAUAUAUCUAGGUAAAGGCGACUUUUAUGCUCUCACGUACACUGCUUGCAGCUCUAUGCCAGUAGUCAUAAUAAUGCUGAAGAUAAUUUUCUUUCUUCGUUAUCGAAAAGAACUGUUGAAUGUGUUAAAGUAUACACAGGAUAAUUUUUGGUACGCACAAUAUGACGAGUACGGCAGCAAGAUUUUGGAAAAGAUUAAUAAAAAGGGAUUAAUAUUAAUGUGCACGUUUACAUUCUUCGUUCAAGGAACUGUUUGCACCUAUAUCCUGACUCCUAUACUCGCGCUCAUUCACUGUGGCGUAUGCUUCUGUUGUUUCGAUAAUCUUUUGGGUCUAUUAAACUUGCACACUGCUGGCCAGUUCAAAAUUCUGCAACAUCGAUUGAGAAAUAUUCUCAAGAAAGUCGAACAGACUGAUAUUGUAAGGUUACUUGAUGAGAAACAGAAGCAGAAAGUAUACGAAAAGCUCAGAGAAUGCGUCAUAUUGCACCACGAAUUGAUCUGGUACAGCGAAAAAAUGGAACAAAUUUUCAUGUACACGACUCUUUGCCAGCUGUUGGUGUCCGGCAUCAUGCUUUGCGUCGCAGGCUUUCAGGUGUUUUUGGCUCGAGGUACUCUGGUUAGACGACUGAUAUUCAUCGCUCAUACAAACGGUUGCUUCGUCCAACUGUUCGUGGUCACGCUGACGGCGACUGAUUUAAUGAAUGAGAGUCGUGCUGUCGGAGACGCGGCGUACAACGCCAAUUGGCAGGUUCUAUCCCACGAGGAGAACAGGAGAGUCAGGAAAGCCGUCCUGAUGAUCAUGAUACGAUCCGCACGUGCUUGUUCCAUAUCCGCUGGCGGUUUCUUCCCGGUGUCUCUUGAAACGUUUAUGGCGGUAUAUAAAUCUGGUGUAUUGAGCACAGCGGCCAAAGGAGACGCGUACGAUUAUAGUCUGUCACUAGGUAAGUGCGCGCCAAUUUUCCUGCUUGUUAGCAUAAUGGGCUUCCACUUAUAUCGAAAUGGCUCGGCUAUUCGGAUGCACUUAAGACCGUGGCGACGUAAGAAAAUCACGAGGUUCGAUAUGACACGAAGUAAGGAGUACCAAUCGGUGAAUAUUACACGUCUCUUUAUGAAAGUAGUCGGGCUCUGGUACGUCGAGACACCGAAAGAAAGAUUGCUUUUGCGUGUCGCGUUCGGCUAUGCUGUUUGGGCGAUCGUCUUCGCCAUUCUCGUCGAGGGCGUUGAUCUGUAUCACUGCUUAGGUGACUUUUACGCUGUCACAUCCAAUUUGUGUGCAACGUUGCUCUUGAUAAUGAUACUAGUGAAGCUAGGUAGCUUCAUGUUCUAUCGUGACAUAAUAAUGGACUUGAUUCAUUUUGCUGAGAAGAAUUUUUGGGGUGUCACUUACGACGAGGCUAGCGCGCAAAUUCUGGAAGCAUACGACAAACUAGGGAUGACUAUGAUCUACACUUUUACAUUGAUCGUUUACAUCGGGACUUUUAAUUACAUCUUCGCACCUUUCUUUGAGCCUCAAGAAAAGAACAAAACAGAGAAAGUUUUACCUUUCAAACUGUGGAUCGACUUUCCGUAUCACUCACCGUACUACGAAAUUACUUACACUAUACAGUCACUUUCGACGUUGCAUUCGGGUAUUUGUACUUUUUGCUUUGACAAUUUUGUAAGUACGUUCAACAUUCACGCGGCCGCGCAGCUGAAAAUCUUGGCUCAUAAAGUGCAAGUCAUUACCGAACAUUGUGUCGAAGAUACGAUGGACCAGAAACGUCCGUUGGAAACGGAUGUUCUGACGUUCAAGAAAUUGCGAGACUGUGUGAAGCAGCACUUCACGCUCAUAUGUUACGUGCGUAACAUGCAACGUGUGUUCGCCAUUAUAUUGCUCGGACAGUUGCUGCUUUCCAGUGUAGUCAUCUGCUUCGGUGGAUUUCAAUUCCUCGCGACGGAUGUGAUUAUCAGAAAGUGUAUUUUUGCCUUUCAUUUCGUGGGCGGUCUUAUCCAGCUGCUUAUUUAUACAUGGACGUGUAAUGAUAUAAUUGUGCAAAGUACAGCUAUCUCUGAUGCCGCUUACAAUUCUAAGUGGUAUCUUUUACCCGAUAAUGAUCUAGGAAGGACAGUGAAGAGAGGGUUAAUUACGAUCAUGAUUAGAGCACAUCGGCCAUGCAUGUUAACUGCUGGGAAUUUCGCGGUUAUGUCCUUGGACACUUUCAUGGGAAUAUUGAGUACAGCGAUGUCGUAUUUUACGUUAUUACGACAAAUGAGUGAAGAUAAUAUAUAG
Messenger RNA from Mycetomoellerius zeteki, 2445 nucleotides. RefSeq lists its product as uncharacterized. Gene Ontology annotation, biological process: sensory perception of smell; detection of chemical stimulus involved in sensory perception of smell. Lineage: Eukaryota; Metazoa; Arthropoda; Insecta; Hymenoptera; Formicidae. The record is from RefSeq and is a predicted model, not a curated record. Gene Ontology annotation, molecular function: odorant binding; olfactory receptor activity. Gene Ontology annotation, cellular component: plasma membrane.